AUGUUCUUGCGCUUUAUCAUCUUGAAACCUAACGUGGUUCGAAAGCAGGAAGGACUGGUUCUCGGGCCGUCUUCUCCGAUUGCUUGCCUGCAGCACAAAUCUUCUAUCUGCACACCGCCACCAUUCUUUCUUGAAAUCAUGGAUAGAGAAAAUGAAGACCCAGUGCGUCCAAGUCUGGCUCUUUCCCUUGAUACUUUGACUCGCUCGAUCUCUUACUGGAAAGAUCUAUUUGCUCGCGCCCAAUCCGCAUCCACACUUCCAGAAUCAUGCUACAACCUCAAGGGUCUCUUGAACAACACCCCUUCUAUUCCACAGUCUCAAGAUGUCCUAGAGCACUUUCAAUACGACAUGAUGCUAAUCAAAGGGUAUGCAACAUGA
Messenger RNA from Penicillium waksmanii, 378 nucleotides. RefSeq lists its product as uncharacterized. The transcript has a single exon. NCBI's taxonomy places the organism in Eukaryota, Fungi, Ascomycota, Eurotiomycetes, Eurotiales, Aspergillaceae. The record is from RefSeq and is a predicted model, not a curated record. The coding region runs from base 1 to 378 and encodes 125 amino acids.